AUGUCAUGGCAUUGUAGCGGCUUGUCAUCCACAUUUUCUCACUUGCAUACACAUGCAUUUAAAAGUGCAUGGUCUGGGAGUGCACUUCUGGCAGCCUUUAGUUCCAUACCAUGGUUGUAUGCGCUGAUUUUGGAUGUUCUAUGUGUACAGACAUUAUUACUAUGUCCGAUACAAUAUGGCAACAAGUAUUUUAAUAUUCAAAUUGCUACCGUGAUUGUCUGGAAAGGAUACAUAAUUGAUCUGACUCAAUCGCAUAAUCCUGCUUUUAUAAUUUCUGGAUUGGGUAUGGUCUUAUCAGCGUUUUCUGUAAUCCCUGUAAUUGUCCAACGUUUUCGCCGGAAGAGAGCUCGCCGACUACGUCGUCUUCAGCAGAAUUGUACUGAACCAAUACUGGAAGUGAAAAAGUAACUCCUUGUGAAUGAUAGUGAUCACAUGACAUUAAAGAAGAGAUAUGUUACCAAAUGUGUAAUAUUAGUGCUCAGAUAUUUCUGUUAACUUUUUAUACAAAUUUAUUGUUUUUAGCUAUUUCACUUCUUCUUCUUCUUAUAGUCUCCUGUGUAACAAUUAUUUCUUUUGCAUUCAUCUAUUACUACUAGAUUACUUUUUAUUAUUUACUGCAAUGUACUUGGUUGGUUCUAAUUAUUAUACUUUUUACUUCAAGCUUAAUUAUCUGUGUUGUUUACUUCUUCUCAUCUCCUGCAAUUCUUUUGUUUUGUCUUAAAGUCAUGAUUAUUAACUCAUUGCUCAUCAUCAACUGUUACCCACAGCAUUUUGUCAGCUAGAACAAUCGAAUUAUGAGUGCAUUUCUACGCAGAAUGUCAAUUAGAAAUUAAUAUAAAUCUGCGAAAUACUUCAUUUGAAAACAUGCAGUGUUUAGCGAAACUGUUGUUUCAAACCCAUAUUGGCAAGCUCUUCACUGUUAUUUUUCUAACUCUUUUCAUUGUUAUUGUUGUCAUCAUUGUUACUACUUGUGUUUGCCUUUUACCUUUCUCUAUUUUGCUCCAUAUUUUUCAUCAGUUCUUUUUUUUAUCAUAGUAUGAGUAGUAGUAUCAUACUUUUAUUCAACUAUCAAUACAUAUAAGAUACAAUGUGUGUCACCUCAGUGGGUGGCGAAUGGUGCUUUCAUGAUCCUGUUUUAUAAAUUGGCUAUGCCUUACUAUGAUUCCUAUAUUUAUUACAGUUAUUACACUCAGUUAUAUUUGUCAUUAUGACCGUGGAUAUCAUUAUUCUUAUUCUUCUUCUUAUUUUUUUUUUUUUUGAGGAUAUAACUUAGUAGAUUUUGAUUCAGAGAAGAUGAUAUUACACUAUUUUCAUACAAUACACACAGAAACACAUUUUGUAUGUAGAUGAAGAAUGAAGGACAGUUUAUUGCAAUCCGGUCUUGUAUUCCUCUUUUACUAGACAUUUUGAUCUGAAUUACACAUCAUCACAGAUAGUGAGAUGCAUAAACAACUGAAUCAUUCAUUUGUCUAUCUACUUUCCUUGAAUACAUUUUCAUCUAUCAUCAUCAAGAUUUUACGUGAACAGAAGAUUGCAUGAAGACUGCACCAUCACCCACUUAAAGACAUAUUUUACAAAUUUAGUGAUUAUAGUUUUAUGAUAGAAAAUAUCUUUACAUUCUAUUGAAAUACAAAUUGUUUUUAACAAAGCA
Messenger RNA from Trichobilharzia szidati, 1651 nucleotides. Lineage: Eukaryota; Metazoa; Platyhelminthes; Trematoda; Strigeidida; Schistosomatidae. The record is from the annotation of a GenBank genome assembly.